CACUUUUGGACGAAGCAGCAAGGAGUGGUUUCUUUAAGGAGAACCGUCCCAAAUCAAUGGAAUAGCCCCCAAACUGAGAUCCCAACAGGGUCCCAACAAGUUUUAUCCACAUUCAAAAGAAAGUGCGUCGGCCACGUUUUUAGCAGCGCUUUGUUGUGAGAGGAAUGAACUUCCCUGGAAAAUAACCGCCUGGACAGAGCAAAGAGUCACCACCGCUGGACGGUCGGUGGGUUUUAUUUUUCGCCCUCUUAACAUGUCUGGUAAAGAAGUUGAAAAUACAAAUUCACUUUGAAACGUGGCUCUGAAGCUCUGCAUUCCAUACAGACGAAGGAAUUUUUAAAAUCACCUUGCAUACCAAGUGAUUCUUUUCAGCAGUCAAGUGCUGUGUCUGAAGAAGUCAACCUGCUGUUUGAAUUCACCCUGAAAGACCAUGCUGUCCCUCCUGCUUCCUGCAGUGCUGGCCGUCCAAGCAAUGGCUUUGAUGGAAUUGCAGGUCCCAGAGCAACCAGUGGUGGCGCUGCACGGUAGCGAUGUCACACUCAAUUGCACUUUCAGCCAUGCCAGUUCUUUCAACUUGUCCGAUCUGAGUAUCUUCUGGCAGCUGACGGACACCAAACGCAGUGUGCAUGGGUACUGGGAUGGACAGGACCAACUGGCGGACCAGGCGGAGAGCUUCACCAACCGCACCAGGUUGUUCCCUUCUCAGCUGAGCCUGGGCAACGCUUCGCUCCUGCUAAGCAGAGUGGUGGUAGCUGAUGAAGGCAGCUACACCUGCUUUGUCAGGGUGGAGGACUACGGCAGUGCUGCUUUGUUUCUGCAGGUGGCUGCUCCUUACACCAAACCCGUGUUGACUGUAGAGCCUGAAUCCAACCUGCGGCCAGGCGAUGAGGUGGCCCUCACUUGUGUGGCGUAUGGAGGUUAUCCAGAGGGUGAUGUUAUAUGGCAGGAUGGGAGCGGCCGCAACCUGACAGACAACAUCACCACUUCAAUGGUGGCCAAUGAGAAAGGUCUGUUCUCUAUGACCAGUGUGCUAACAGUAGUCCUGGAGCCAAACAGCACCUACAGCUGCCGACUGAUCAACGCAUUACUUGGCGAAGAGGGCUACGCCUUUGUCACUAUCACAGGUCAGAACAUCGCAUUCCCCCCGGUGGCUCUGUGGGUAACUGUUGGCCUGGCCGUGUGUCUGCUGGUGCUGCUCAUUGCUCUGGCUGCUGUGUGCCGCAGGAAGAUCAAGGAGAGCUGUGAGGAGGCCAGGAGAGAAGCUGAAGAGGCCAAGGAGCUGGAAGAAGAAGAGUCAAAGACAGCUAUGACACCACUGAAGAGCUAAGGCAGAGAGAAUAAAGGAGUUGAGGCCAGACGUUGGGGGGGGAGAUGAGUCUGGCGGGUAAUCCCACUCCACCUAUCCAUCAACCUGGAGACUAUUUCCAGCAUCCCCUGCAGAAUGUCAGAGCCUCGCUGAGCAGAAGAUGAGUCAUCAUCUUCUUACCAAGACCUUCCCUCGAGUUUCCAUCAAAACACAUAAACCCAUCGUGCCCCAUUAUUUUCUAUUGCCCUCACUCCUUUCUUGUCAAUGAAGAGAGUAGAUACAGUUGAGUGAGUUGUGUCCUUUGCAAUAUGCAGAACAGCAGCCCUGUUUGAAAACUACAGGAUGUGACAGGAUCCUUUGUCCGUUGCUGACAUCACUCUGUAUGGGUUGUGAUGGGGCAUGUGCCAGACAUCUCCUGUCUAAUAGGAAGUGAGACACUUAAAGAGAUGACCCUGGCUGAGUUGCCAGAGAGAGAGAGCUUGGCUCUCCCAUUACUCCAGCACUUGCUAAUUAGCGUCUGUCGCUGGAGUAACUUGUACCUGUCAGUGUGUGCUGCUCUCUUAUAUUCAGUAAGUUGAGGGAAUUGAAAUUGAAUGCCAGCUAAGCUCCAACAAACUGCAAAUGGUGCAUGGGAUACACCCUGGUUUUCUCACUGACCUGACAGCUUUCCAUGUAAGAAAUAGUUUUUAAUGAACACAGACAACUUUAGCUAUUUUCUACAGCUGGUGUUAAAUGUUUGAUCUCCUCCAGGCCAGGUUGUUUUAUUACGUUUUUUAAGUACUUAAGCAAGCCCCAGUGCCAUAUGUCCAUGUAUGAAUACCAAAGCCAUUUGUGUGCGAUAACCGAGUGCCUAUUUACAUUAAAGAGACAUGGUGAAA
Messenger RNA from Melanotaenia boesemani (Boeseman's rainbowfish), 2184 nucleotides. It is a transcript of the gene cd276, whose product is annotated as CD276 molecule. Bases 431 to 1327 code for a protein of 298 amino acids. The record is from RefSeq and is a predicted model, not a curated record. Lineage: Eukaryota; Metazoa; Chordata; Actinopteri; Atheriniformes; Melanotaeniidae. The transcript is spliced from 9 exons.